AUGGCAGAAAAUGGCGCCAUCCCCACGGCUGGACUCUCAAAUAACAAACCCACACCAUCAGUGAAGGACUCUGUUGGCCAAAAGAGAUCCAAAUCCACAAAAAUGGUAAGAUUUUGCACCAUUUUUCGAAUGCUCAUCUGUUGUUGCCCAGUGUAAUAUAAAAAAUCUUUUGAUUUUAGGUUUUCCCUUCCCAAAGAGACUCUCAGAAAGACAAGAUCGUCAAGAUGACUCGGUCCGCACUUCAUAAGCAUAUCCGUCUCAUCAAGACCAAGCUCCAUCGACGAAACCAAACCCUCCGAAUCCGCGUGCUAAUGCAGGAAGAAUUUGAAGACAAAUACGUCCGACUGAAUCAAGCGGGCUUUGAAUCAGAUGAUGAGGACGAUGAGGUAUUCUGUGCCAAAAAGAAGAAGCAUUCCGACAGUUUCGCCGAUGACAAGGACAUCGACGAAGAAUGGGACUUUGGAGAUGGUGACUACCAGAAUGCCCCGGAGAACCCUCAGGAAAACAAACGGAUCUCGAUUAUUGAGGAAUUGUAUGGAUGA
Molecule: messenger RNA, 542 nt
Organism: Bursaphelenchus xylophilus (pine wood nematode)
Lineage: Eukaryota; Metazoa; Nematoda; Chromadorea; Rhabditida; Aphelenchoididae
Source: the annotation of a GenBank genome assembly